Molecule: messenger RNA, 863 nt
Organism: Durio zibethinus
Lineage: Eukaryota; Viridiplantae; Streptophyta; Magnoliopsida; Malvales; Malvaceae
Product: acetyltransferase At1g77540-like
Source: RefSeq, a predicted model, not a curated record
AGCAGUUCCCCCACUCCUUCUAAUUAGAGCAUUGGAUAAAAGAUCGAACGACCACAGGGACAACGAAUCAAAAUAUAGCUAGAGAAAGAGAGAGAUGGCGACAAGCAGUGCAGCGGCAAGCUCGCCAGAGGCACAAAAGAUAGUGUGGAACGAGACCCAAAGGAGGUUCGAGAUGGAGGACAGGAAAGCCUACAUAGAGUACGUGUUAAGACAAGAUGGCAAAGUGAUGGAUAUCAUCCACACUUUUGUCCCAUCUUCGAAGCGAGGCAUGGGCUUGGCUUCUCAUCUCUGUAUUGCUGCCUUCAAUCAUGCCAAGUCCCACUCUUUGUCCAUUAUCCCCUCUUGCUCUUAUGUCUCCGACACUUUUCUUCCAAGAAACCCGUCUUGGAAGAAUCUAUUGCACUCAGAGGACCUCAAAUCUAAUAUCUAAAUAGCUUCAGCUGUUAGUUAUCGUGGUGGUGGAUAUCGAUGGCAUCUCAUCUACUAUCGGUGCAGAUACUCUACUUUAAGCCUAAUAAUAAUUUGUUGUACUUCUUUGCAGAUGAUAUUGUAAGACAAUUUUUAUCUUUGAAAUAGCUUUUGCGUAUGAUAUAUACCAGACAAUUUGGGUAACUCUAGUAAUCUUCCCAGCCCCCUUCUUCCAAACAUUUUGCUGGUUUUCAGUAUUAAACAGGUUUUCAACAUUGUAUAUCUGAAAUUUUCUUAUAGCUAAUAACUUCUGUUCCGAUUACAAUCAUAACUUUUGUGUAUAGAUUAAGGUUUCAAAUAGCAGUUGUAUAACGGAAUAGUGGCCGCAAAAUUGUAAUAGUGCUACCGUCUGUCACCGCCUGCCACCGCUAUUAGGAAAAAUGUGGCUGAAAAAU